Malus domestica (apple) is the source of this 1139-nucleotide messenger RNA. RefSeq names its product peroxisomal membrane protein 11D-like. NCBI's taxonomy places the organism in Eukaryota, Viridiplantae, Streptophyta, Magnoliopsida, Rosales, Rosaceae. The record is from RefSeq and is a predicted model, not a curated record. Gene Ontology annotation, cellular component: peroxisomal membrane. Gene Ontology annotation, biological process: peroxisome fission.
AAAUAGAGUAAUUUUGUUUGUAUGUAUGGGGAAGGAGAGGACCAAACAAGCCAUUAUCACAGCCUAUCAAACACCAACAGACCAAGGGUUCCCCUUUCCAGUUUUUGCUGUUUUCGAGGUCAUUUCCUUGGCACUCUCUUCGUUGUUAGAUGCUAAUUGAAGUAUUCGUAUGCGGGUGCGGGUGCGCGCGCACGUGUGGGGUUCAGCUGAAGAGGGUAUGGACCGUGUUGUAUGUUCAUGGUCUAGGCAUAAGGGAUGAGUACACUAGAUGCAACCAGAGCCGAACUUGCUCUUGCAGUUCUGUAUCUGAACAAGGCUGAGGCCAGGGACAAGAUAUGCAGGGCAAUACAAUAUGGUUCUAAAUUCUUGAGUAAUGGAGAACCUGGAACAGCCCAAAAUGUGGACAAAUCGACUAGUUUGGCACGAAAAGUUUUUCGUCUGUUCAAGUUUAUCAAUGAUCUGCAUGGUCUUAUUAGUCCAACCGCUCCAGGGACUCCUCUUCCACUUGUUCUGCUGGGAAAGUCCAAAAAUGCAUUGCUGUCAACAUUUCUGUUUCUUGAUCAAAUUGUCUGGCUCAGUAGAACAGGUAUUUAUAAGAACAAAGAACGUGCUGAUCUGAUUGGCCGGAUCUCGCUUUUCUGUUGGAUGGGCUCCUCAAUAUGUACCACUUUGGUUGAGAUUGGGGAGAUAGGAAGGAUUUCUGGGCAACUUAAGAAGUUGGAGAAGGAUCUGAAGAACAGUGAGAAGUAUCAUAAUGAACAAUACCGUGCUAAACUCAAAAAAUCAAAUGAGAGGUCACUGGCCCUGGUUAAAGCAGCGUUGGAUACAGUGGUAGCAGUUGGGUUGCUUCAGUUGGCUCCUAAGAAAGUUACUUCUCGUGUUACUGGAGCCUUGGGAUUUACGACUUCUCUGAUCUCAUGUUAUCAGUUGCUUCCAGCACCAGCAAAGUCCAAGGCAGCCUAAAGAUCGAAGUCUGUUUGCUUGAUGUGCUUCAGCGUCCGCUUAAUAAUUGUUUAUACUUUUAUAUGAGUAUUUGUUAGUUGAAACGUUUGAGCAAUUUGAAAACUAAAACUUUAACCAUUACUUUGUUACCAUCAAUAAUGCUCUGUGCAAUAGAAAUUAGUCAUUUGAUAAUUGUA